ACCGCGUGACUUCCGGCCGUUAUGUAAACAGUGAAGAUGGCGGUCUCCUGUCUGCGCCGUGCCGUCCUCAGCCAGACCCUGAACAGGUUCAGGUCGUCGGGAGUGGACUUGAUCCGGAUCUUAUCAGGAAACAGGAAACCUGUCGGCGGCGGCUCUGUGACGUCAGAGUCUGUGGCGGGAAAACGCUGGGUCUGCGGAGUGAACGUGAGCGGACACGCGCCCAUUGGAAGAAACUGUGAAAACACACAGAGCGGAGGAGGAAGAGGAGGAAGAGGACGACUGUGGGCAGCAGUUGCAGCCUUCUCUCUGUUCAGCAGUUCUAAUGAGGACCAACGGGAUGAACUGCAGAGGAGAGAGGACGAGAUGAUCCUGCUGCUGAAGAAGGCCAAGCUGAGUCUGCAUCGGGGUCAGCUGCAGGCAGCCUCUGGUUUCCUUCAUCAGGCCGUUGCUCUGGCUCAUCAGACCCACAACACCCAGGCCAUCAUCUACACCUACAGCCUGAUGGCAAACCUGGCCUACGUCCAAGGUCACCUGGACAACGCAGAGAAACUCUUCAAAGCAGCGAUGAGCUUCAUGCUGUCAGGAGGAACUCCAGAGGACGACAAUGCCAUCAUCGAGAUGUCUCUGAAACUCGCCACCAUCUACGCCGAACAGAACAAGGUGGAGCUGGCUGAACAUGGCUUCAGGUUCUGUACAGAGUCUCUUGAGGCCAAACUGGAGAAACAGAAGGAUCUGCCAGCACAGGAGCAGACAGAGGAGCAGGAGGCCCAGAGGAAGGAGACCCGCCUCCUCCUCGGUCUGUGUUUGGACUCAAGGGCUCGAUACCGAGCGUCAACACGGCACCUGGUCCAGGCCGGACAGGACUACCAGAACGCCCUGAACAUCUGCUGCCAGGAGCAGGGAGAGACACACCCACAGACUCUGGUGCUGAUGAGUGACCUGGCCACCAUCCUGGAUCUGCAGGGUCGCCAUGACGAAGCCCUAGCCCUGGUCCAACAGGCCGUGGAUCGGAGCCGGUCUGCCGGACACCCGGACCAGCACGUCCUGCUGGGAAACAUGGCCGGCAUCCUGCUGCACAAAGGCCAGCUGGAGGACUCUGUCCGGUUCUACCACGAGGCUCUGAGUCUGGCCAGGCAGGCCGGGGACCAGGACGCCGUGGACAAGAUCCAGGAGGGACUGAAGGAGGUGAAGAAGAAGAGGGAGCAGGAGAGGAAGGAGGAGGAGCAGGAGGCUGCACAGGAGUGACCGGUGGUCUUGGUGAGUCCGUGGACAGACUGGAUGGUCCUCGUGACCAUGACGUGAGUCUUUCAGUCCAUUUGUUCAGCCAUGAAUCUACACAGCUGCUGACAGCUGUCCAGGAUUUCAGAGAGCCCUGUGAGCUGUCCUCUGCAGCAGCCUGCAGUGUCCACACUGUCUCUAACUGUUCUGGUCCCUCAGUUUUUGGUCCCCAGAGGACGAACCCUGAGGAUCUGAGCUGUUCGUAUAAAUGUUUCUUUCUCCUUCGGAUCAAACUGAAUCAAUAAAUCACUUUCAGAAGGUCCACUCACGUUUGGUCUCUUAGACCCUCUGUCUCCGUGUCCUGCUCUUCAAACCUAGCCACCCCCCAGAACCCCUACCCCCCCCCCCUCCCCCCCCCCCCCCCAGCCUCACCCCCAUGUCUCCAGGUUUACACACAACAAAAAAUGGAUUCCCAGUCUCACAGGAACACAGGUGUGUGUGCAGGUUCCCACAGGGUGUGAUGCAGGUGAACUUCCUGUUGUGUUUACUGAACAUGUCAGAAUAAAAGCAGGGUGAUGACAGUAAACAAACAGCAGACACCACAAACAGGAAUCAGCUUGCUUCUGCACAAACAGCAGAUUAACAACACACACACCUGCUGACACACACACUGUCGCAAACCACAAAACACAACACACACGAAGAGAAAUGAAAAUUCCUCCACGUCAAACAUUCACAAGUUCCUGAACAGGUUUUUAAAAAGCAUUGAGCCUGGCUCCGCCCUCAGGCUCCGCCCUCAGGCUCCGCCCUCAGGCUCCACCCUCAGGAUCCACCCUCAGGAUCCACCCUCAGGAUCCAGCUCAGUGCGGGAGCUGUGACCCGGCGACACGUGGAG
Molecule: messenger RNA, 2113 nt
Organism: Toxotes jaculatrix (banded archerfish)
Lineage: Eukaryota; Metazoa; Chordata; Actinopteri; Toxotidae
Gene: ttc19
Product: tetratricopeptide repeat domain 19
Exons: 11
Coding region: 37-1245 (402 amino acids)
Biological process (GO): mitochondrial respiratory chain complex III assembly
Cellular component (GO): mitochondrial inner membrane
Molecular function (GO): protein binding
Source: RefSeq, a predicted model, not a curated record